Molecule: messenger RNA, 7449 nt
Organism: Lasiosphaeria miniovina
Lineage: Eukaryota; Fungi; Ascomycota; Sordariomycetes; Sordariales; Lasiosphaeriaceae
Exons: 8
Coding region: 1-7449 (2482 amino acids)
Cellular component (GO): cytoplasm
Source: RefSeq, a predicted model, not a curated record
AUGACCUCCUUUAAUCGUGCGACAAUUAAAGGGGGAGGGGCUUUUGCGGAUAACCUGAUAGGCGUUGCGCAGAAGAACAACCCCUUUGCGAAAGCAGCAGCCAAUGGCGGAGAGUCGGGCAAUGAUUCGCCUGCUGUCGGUGAUGGGCCGGGACGGAUGAUCGCCCCGGGCGCCGGUCGCCGGUCGCUGUCGGAGAGAUUCAACGUCAAGGUCAACGCUCAGACUGGCGGCGCGACCUGCACGAUUCCCAUCGAGACCAGCAAGGGACGUAUUGGUGCCGGACUGGCGCUGAGUCUCGAAUACGGAUCCGGGACGGCUACCGCGAAUAGCGUCUUCGGCAUGGGAUGGCGCUUGGCCGGCGUCGACUCCAUCACACCCAAAACCCUGACCGUCCCGACCUACGAUGAUGAUCGCGAUACUUUUGUCCAUUCCAGCCUGGGCGACUUGGUUCCCGCCGAGAGGCCCACACAGACCACGCGCGUCGAGUACUGGACAAAGCCUUCCGGUCAAGAUACGUUUUGGCGAACCAUAUCCUCAACCAACGUCGUCACCAUCUACGGCCGGGGCGACAACGAUCAAGUCUUCCACCUUUUAGAUGGUCUCAAGAAAGUCUUCUCAUGGCUUGCGUCAGAAGAGUAUGAUAGUCGAGGAAAUCAUGUUGGGUACGUUUACAAGGCCGAGAAUAGCGCGGGCAUCCGCCAUGAUCGCGAUGUGUUUGAAAAGGCGCACCCGCCAUCGCCACAGCGGUACCUCAAGUCUAUCCUGUACGGAAACACGAUCCCGAGCCGCUCCAUAGACAAUUGGAGCAACGUAACUCGGCCUUCCGAGUGGCUGUUUGAGAUUAUCUUCGACUACGGCGACCACGGGGAUGAACGGCCGACUGCCCAAGAGGAGCAUGCCUGGGAACUCCGGCCCGACCCUUUCUCCAACUACAAUAGCGGCUUCGAGAUACGCACUUACCGUCGGUGCCACCGCGUCCUCAUGUUUCACCAGUUCCCGUCCGAACUGGGCCGCCAGGACUGCCUGGUUUCUUCGACGUGCUUUGGGUACGAGACGGACAAACGCUCAGGCGCCUCCUUUCUCCAGUCAUGUGUCCACAAGGGCCCUACCCCUAAAGGAGAAACCGACUAUUGGACGCUCUCACUGCCGCCCGUCGAGCUUUCUUACACGACGGGUCCUCCUUCUCUCGCAGCUCUACCCGUUGAAGAGCUUGAUCUACGCAUGUCUGGUCUAGACACCCCGGCAGCGCAAUGGAUCGACCUCAACGGCGAGGGUGCGCCCGGUGUGCUCACGAAGGCCGAGGGCGCAGGAUGGUACUACCAGCGGAAUCUCGCCCGGGACGGCCAUCCGCAGAUUGGAGAACCGCUCCCGGUGGCCGUUGCACCGAGCACGGCGCAGUCUGCUGCGACGGGCUGGCAUUUCGAGGACAUUCGGGGGAACGGGCUGCUAGACGUCGUGGUCGUCACCGCCGACGGCAGCCUCCGCGGCUUUUACGAGCGCGAGGAGGAUGGGGGGUGGCUGAACUUUGUCCCUUUCGACUCGUACCCUAUGACUGAUGAUUCAGACGCCUUCCGUUCUAUCGACUUAACCGGGAGCGGCCAUGCCGACCUGCUGCGGAUGACGCCCACAGCCAGCGGGUCUCUUGUUUGGAACCCGUCCCAGGGUCCAUUAGGCUUCAGCGCGUCGCAAACCGCUGUUGGAGCGCCGGUUCUGUCUUUGGAUGACCCUAUGUCGCUGAUACAGCUCUGUGACAUGUCUAGUGAUGGCCCGGCCGACAUCGUGGAGAUACGCCACGGCACAUUCGGAUCUAAGGUUGUCAUGGGCCACGCCCCUCGCCUGGCGCCGUCUGAUCUUUUCUCGCCGCGGCGCAUCCGGUCCGCUGACUUGACAGGGUCUGGCACUACCGAUCUGAUAUAUGUGCUACCCGAAGGCGGCACAGUGGUCUACUAUAACCGCUCUGGGAACGACUGGAGCGAUGGGCAUACGGUGCCGUCCUUUCAUUCGCUUGACGACGCAUCCGCUGUUGAUGUUUUAGACCUCGGGGCUCAAGGUGGCGCGUGUUUAUGUUGGAUUUCCGAUCGGAACGCCAGCGGGUCAGGGGGCAGCGGGCUCUCGACCGUUCGUUACGUGAAUCUCUCCGGGCCGCAGCGUCCCGGCCUUCUCGAGCGUUGGUCGAACGGGCUCGGGCUGGAAACCACGUUUACUUACCGGCCCUCGUCCUCAUUCUACGUGGACGACGAGAUCCGAGGGACACCCUGGGCGACGAAACUCCCGUUCCCGCUCCUCUGCAUCGCCCAGACCGUGACGGUAGACCGCGCCGCCCAAACUUCGUCCACAGCCCGCUAUGCCUACCACAAUGGCUACUACGACUACGCAGAGAAGGCCUUCCGCGGGUUUCAGAUGGUGGAGACGUGGGACGCCGAAGACUUCGAUUCUUCGCUGACCGCGUCAUCGUUCCAACGCUCUCCGGUGCUUACACGACAGUGGUUCUACGUGGGUCUGGCACGGCUGGACGAGCCGAGCAGCUUGCCGUGGAGCUAUGACGUAGGAACAUCACGGCAUGCUUUGCUAGCGAGCGCCACUAUACCAUCGUCCGGAUCCGACUCGUCGUCGGCAGCCGAGGAAGCGUAUCGAGCGCUGGCCGGGCGGGAACGACGGACCGAGGUCUUCAGUGCCGACCCCUCAGACCCUAAGGCUGCAUUCCCUUACUUGAUCUCUCAGCAGAACUACCAAGUCGCACUGCUACAAGAAGCGCCGCAUCGCAUAGCGUGCAGGGUUCACCAGCGCGAAGAAAUCACGGCGGACUACGAGAGGACGACGUUCAAGAACGAUCAGGGGCAAUUGGAGCUGUCGCUCGAUGAUUCCCGCGUCCAGCACCGCCUCACCCUCCAGACGGACAGCUACGGAAAUGUCCUCCUGGAAGCUCUUGUGAGUUACGGGAAGCCCUCUAGCCAGCUCCCAGACCCCGACGACCAGCGAAAGCAGAAGGAGACCAUCCUUAGCUACACGGAAAUGGCUUAUACCAAUGCCGUCGAAGCCGACAGCUAUUUCCAGGCCCCUCUCAUUGCUGAAGUCCGAAACUACCGAGUCUUCACAGCCGUCAGCGUACAGGGGCAGGACCGGUAUGCGUGGGAGACACUCGCCCAACACGACGCAGGACUGCUGAGGGAUGCUGUGGAUAUUCCCAUCGAUGUUGAUCCGUACGAGCAGAUCGCGCACGUCGAUCCCAAAGGAUACCGUAUCCUGCUGGCAGAAGAACGCACCUUGUGCACCUCAACAGAUCUGCGUGGACCGCUUCCUGUUAGACAGCUCGACGAGUUCUCCAUAGUUCAUCAAAAAUACCAGAAAGCCUUGACAUCAGACCUCCUUCAAAAGGCCUUGGAUGGCGCACGACCUGCUAUUGAUGCACAGACCCUGACCACACAGCUCAAAUGCGGCGGGUACGUCGAGCUGGGCGUCGAGAGCGGCACGUGGUGGAUUCCAUCGUCGCGUGCUGUCUUCGGGGACGACGAUCCGGAUGGCCGCCUCAAAGACGCCCGUGCUCACUUUUACAUACCAGACGGCGAGAUCGAUGUGUACGGCAAUGUUUCAACAAGAGAGUUUGAUAAAUACUAUCUGUUGGUUAGGAGCACCACCAAUGCCGUCGGGAGCACGACUUCAUUUGACAGCGACUAUGCCAGACUCCAGACCGUCAUGACCACGGACGCAAACAAGAACAGAGUCCAAACGGCUCUCGAUCCACUCGGGCGCAGUAUAGGGGCAGCAAUCCUGGGGAAAGAGGGGGGCAGCAUUGCGAAUAGCUUGGAUGGAUUCCAGAGUGAGAUCGACCAAGCAACACUAGAGGCUUUUUUCAACACCCUUUACGGGGAGACAGCGCGUUCCCUGCUCGCCAACGCAAGCCGGCGGACGAUAUAUGACUUUAACUCGUACCAGCAAAGCAGUAUAUCCAGUGAUGAGGCGUCGAGGCCGCCUGCGCGGGUUGCUGAGCUUACCCGUCACGAUCACCUCGGAACGGAUGCAGGCGCUGCCUCUCGAAUCUCUGUACGUAUCAAGUACCUGGACGGCACUGGCACAGGUAUCCAAUCAGCGUUACUAUCAAGCGAGCCAGACAAGGACGGGAACACCACGUGGGAUUUUACCGGCUGGGUGAUCGACAAUAACAAGGGACAGCCAGUACAGAAGUUCCAGCCGUUGCGGGCCCCGUCUCACGCCUUCCAGCGUCCGGGCCCCAGCGCGGGGGCGCAACCCGACCUCCCUGCCACGACGCUGCUGCGAGAUCCUCUUGGACGGAUUGUUGGUAUACUAUACCCAGACCACAGCUGGUCCAAGACCCGAUUCACUCCGUGGACGCAGCUUGAGUACGACGCAGGGAACACGACCGGCAUUGCCGACCCAGCAACAGACGAGGACCUGGCCUCACAUUUUCAACGGCUCGCCCGGUCUUUAUAUUUCCCCACGUGGCGCGACAAAACGAUGGCCGAUGACCCUUCUGCGAAGGGGAGACAAGCAGUGCUCCAAUCGGAGGUGUACGCCGACGCCCCUACGGCCACGUACCUGGAUGUCCUUGGACGGACCAUCUUCACCGAGACCGGCAAGGGCCAGGAUAUGCGGCACGCUCGCGUGGACUACGACGCGCGGGGCCGGGUUUCUAAAGUUCGGGAUGGGCUGGAUCGCACAGUCGAGACAGCUCAGUACGACCUCCUCGGCCGGCGACUCCGGAGCAACAACAUGGACGGCGGCCGGCGCUGGCUACUCCCCGACUGUGACGGGCUUCCACUCCUAUCGUGGUCAGAUAGGGGGACACGGACGCGGUUCGAGUACGAUGCGCAGCGGCGGGUCAAGAGUGUCUGGACACUGUCCUCGAAGGCCCCGAGAGCCGAGAUCGAGGUGGCCAGGAAAAUCUACGGCGAGGAGCGACCAGAUGCUACGAGCGCCAACUUGCAUGGCCAGCUGUACAAGUGCUACGAUCAAUCCGGGCUGCUUGUCAACUCCAACUUCGACUCGGCUACAGAAAAUGAGGAGCCGGCGCUUGAGAAGCAAGAGUACACGACCCAGUGUCGGUACAACGCUCUCGGGCUGCCCGUAGAGAAUACGUCGCCAGAUCUGGGGAGGACACAGCGCGAGUACGAUAUCGCUGGCCGGCUGAGUGCUCUCGAGUCGUACGAUGAGCAUGGGUCACAGGCUACCACAUCUUCGACGAAGAACAUUGAGUACGGCGCGAGCAACAAGAUCGUCCGGAUCGAGUACGGCGAUAAGUCGCGGUCAAUAAAUGUAUACGAUGAGCGAAUGCAACGCCUCGUGGCCACACGAACCGUGCGCACCACCGACGGGCGAGUGCUACAGGACGUCUCGUAUACCUACGAUUGUCUAGGCAAGGUCGUUUGGACCGAAAACAGUGCUAGCAUGAUCAUGGACGGCACAGACUCGGUCUCCCCAGCGCAGAAAUAUCGCUACGACUGCCUUGGCCAACUUACGCAAACCACGGCGUGCAUACAGGUCAACCCGGAGUUGAAGCAGCUGCUGCCGUACGGCUCCAAAGAUACCGUCGCCGGCAGAUCAUCAGUCAGGUAUACGGAGACGCACACCUACGACAGGGCUGGGAACAUGCUGACGAUGCGAAAUGCCCCCGGCAGCGGGUACUCGGGUUGGACAAGGACGUACACGUACGCAGAGCCGAGCUGCAUCCUGGACGGUGAAAUGAGCAAUCGGCUCACUCGCACCGUUGUGGGCAACGUGACAGAAGAAUACCGCUACGACGGCGACGCCGGACGCCACGCUAUCUUGGGACGACAACGACCAUCUGCGCGCGCCUUCUCGACCCAGAGAGUGUCGGCAGACGCAAUUCCCGAGACGACGUGGUACGUCUACAACGCCGAAGGCACGCGCGUGCGCAAGGUCACCGAGCGGUCAUCCAGGGGUAUCAGUGGUACAGUCUCGGGGAACAAUACUGCCGUUUCUGAUAACGGACCUCGGAAGAGCAAGGAGACGCGCUACCUGAGUAUGGGCGACAUCUUCUCGGUAUACCGGGGCAACGGGACCGAGACGUCGCGAACAACUAAAACGCUAUGCGUGGGCGAUGCUGCCCUGGGUCGUUCUCCAGUCGCCGUGGUGGAACACGCUUCUUCGUCUUCUUCUUCUGGCGGGACGCGGACGCUGACGCGAUACCAGCUCAGCGAACAGCUAGAGAUCGACGACGGCGCCAAGAUGGUGCCGUAUCAGGAGUACUCGCCGUACGGCUCGAGCACGUACAGAGCAGCGAACGCCGACGCCCCCCGAGCCUACCGGUUCGCCAGCUAUUGGUGGGACACGGAGAGCGGGCUGUAUUGUUGUGGGGAGAGGUACUACGCGCCUUGGCUCGGGCGCUGGACAUCGACUGAUCCCCUGGGCGUGGCGGACGGGCUGAACCUGUUCGCCUACGUGAGGAACGACCCCAUCAACUUCGAUGACCCCGGAGGCACCACCAAGAGAAAGAAAGGCAACAAGACACCAUCAGAGGCCAGUGUCUCCGGGGGUGUUCGAGAACAAGGACCUGCUGCGUCCACGAGCUCUGAUAACACUCGGGCCUCUAAUACGUCUAGAGACGACCGUAUCUACCACAGCGAGCCUCCCCCAGUUGGGAAAAAUCUCAAAAGGCUUUGGCGCGCCACCAUGGAGAUGAGAGGGAUUGCAUUCGUGCAUUUCAAAGUAUUGGCUGGUGUCCGCGCGAAAUACGCCGGCAACUUCAAUUUAGAAGGCGAAAAGGCGUCUUACUGGGCCAUGACCCGGGAAUCCGCGGAGGCCCAUGCGGAACACUUGGUCCACUCGAUAUGGGGUCCAAGCGAGACUCUGGUGAAGAAGGUGCUCAUCUUCAUGGACGUUCCGGAAAAGACGCUCAAGCAAGCUGGGUCGAAUGUGCUACACCACGGCCUGGGAGUAACUCCGGAGUGGACGCAGGUACUUACCUACAUACCUACUUUACCUCCCUUACGUGAGCUGCUUAUCCCGUGGCGUUCCCUCUCGCUAACACCGCCUGGCCACGGUUACAAGAGGAUUAAAACCUACUUCGUCGACGACGAAUCGCUCCAGGUCUUUGUCCAGGGGCUGAACGAACAGUCCAGGGUCUCUGAGUCAGGUGAGGAAAAGGGCCUCGAAUACGCGGAGGCCGAGAAGCUAAUAAGGAUAGACGUCGAGAGGAUAAGGGGAGAGCGCAGGGCGGAGAUCACGAUCAGCGCCGAGUCUCCCGUCCUAGAAAAUACCAAGACGCCUGCAUUUGAGUUGAAUAGGCAGAUCCAGAUGCAAGUCGCCUUCAAGGGCGCAGCGCUGGACAAGCUGACGACGUACAAUGCGGGCCUCAUGGAGUAUAAGAGUCGCAGGUGGUAUGGUAGUAUGCAAUGGUGUCUGCCGUCAUGGGCCGGAGGGGUGGUCUGGGCAACAAUGCUCUUCCACAUCUGUUUCAUUAUACAAAACUAG